Molecule: messenger RNA, 1334 nt
Organism: Rubroshorea leprosula
Lineage: Eukaryota; Viridiplantae; Streptophyta; Magnoliopsida; Malvales; Dipterocarpaceae
Source: the annotation of a GenBank genome assembly
AUAGGUUGUUGUAUAGAUUGUUUUCACAUGAUUGACAGUGCAUGAUGGUAGCAAGUAGUCCAUUUUAAAGUUAGGAGGAGGGUAAAAAAAAUGUUCUUAUUCCACUUCUGGCCCAUUUAGAUGAGAACGUACUAUUUUUAUGGGGUCAAUUUGUUUACUUGUUUGUCCUAGAUGAUUGAAAUUGGAAAAAAAGGCAAAUCAGCCCCUAGAAUCUUCAUUUGGUGGCAAAUUAGCCCCUCACCUUAAGAAUGACUUUUUAGGAAGAUUAUCAAGGGUGUAAGUCAAUGUUCACCCUCAAAAUUUCCACAUCACUAAUAGGUCUUCAAGUUAGGGUAACCAGGAAAUUAUUGAGGAAGGACCAUAAUGGCACAUGGUUUCUAGAUUUCCCAAAUAGUGUUCUUCUUGAGAAAGCAAAGCUCAGUUCUUCCCUUCCUCUUUUUGUUACUGUACUGGUUUUAUAGGAUCCUAAUAUGGUCUGCUGAAGUGAGCAUUCAACAGAUAAAGCUUUAAAAGUAUUUGAUCCACAUAGUUUUUUGUUUAUGGGAUAAACAGGUAGAUAUUUGUGUUGUUAGGGUAUUCCUUUCCCUUGGGACUCCUCUUUUUUCAUAAUGAUAAUGUAGCAUAAAGUGAUUUGAUGUGGAUAGAAUUUCCUAGAAAUUGGGAGUAUAGCAAAAGGAGUGCAUAGACAAUGCACCCUUGCUGCAUCAUCAUAUGUUGUUUUCUUACGCAAAGAUCCUUAAUUUUGCAACUUAUUCUAUGUUCUCAUUUAUAGCAUUGUAUUUGAAUUCUUUGUUCCAUUCAAUUUUGCAACUUGUUGUUCUCAUUCAUGGUAUUGUAUUUGAACUCUUUGUUAAUUGUUCCAUUUAGAUGGAUGGCUAAAUCAGAAACUGAUUUGCAAUUUUUAGGUUUUUAGGUUUUUUGGCUUUCAAAUGGUAGCUGCUCUUCCAAAUCACUUUUGAUGCCAGAUGACCUUUUGGAGACAUUUUGCUUGUGAAUUUUCAUGUUACAUAUUGGACUUUUUGUUUUUUCUCGGCAGUCAUGUUAGAGUAAUGUUUAGUUAAUGGGUUAUGCGAAGUGAUACACAAUGGUGUAUGGUGCAGAAUAAAAUGUUCGUGAGAGGUAUCAUUUCCUUUUCAUUCAUUAAGUUUACUAGUAACUUCACAACUAACAAGUAAGACUUUCAAGGUGAAAAUUAAUUGAUGGUAGAGCUUCUGAAUAUUACAUUUUACUGUCAAUAUUAAAAUGGAACAAACUGUGAGCUUUUUCAAUUAUUAUGCUCGUCACUCAUAGCAUAGUCCAUUCACUUUGAUUUUUCAUAAAAUAUGUCACCAAGC